Messenger RNA from Guillardia theta CCMP2712, 483 nucleotides. RefSeq lists its product as hypothetical. The transcript is spliced from 6 exons. Bases 1 to 483 code for a protein of 160 amino acids. The record is from RefSeq and is a predicted model, not a curated record. NCBI's taxonomy places the organism in Eukaryota, Cryptophyceae, Pyrenomonadales, Geminigeraceae.
AUGUUCGAGGACAAGAGCGAGUACAAGAAUGAAUACGAGUACCUCUACGGGCUAGAAGCUGCUCCCUCCUACUGGCAGCCUGAAGCCGGCACGAAGUAUACGCUCUUUCACAAGGGCUUCUACCGACGGGAAGUGAGGGGUCAGGACAAGGAGAGGUUGCAGUUCAUUGCCAAAAAGGCGGAGAGAUCCGAAGCUCGAUCGUCUCCUCGACGAGAAGCUCUGACGGAGCGGACCAAACAUCACUUUCUCAAAGAAGAGCCGACUCUCAAGACUGAGGGCAGGAAGCACUUUGUGCAGGCGUGCAACGUCAUCAUCGCUGGCCCGGAGAGCAUCGUGCCCAAGGGCCCUGACAUGCAUCGUCCUCGCAUGCAGACGCUGCUGCGGGAAGGUCUGCAAGCAGAGAGGAAGGAGACGGUCAAGGAUCUGUUCACGCACAUGUUCGGCUACACGGUCAACGACUUGAAAACUUCCAGUGGGGACUAG